CCACUUGGGUGCAGAUCCUGCCGAGAAGCACAAAGGGGUGAGUCAUGUACCCACUGCUACAACUGUGGCCAAGAGGGACACCUCUCCCGAGGCUGCAGGCAAAAGAGGGAGCAGGGAAACGGGAGGGGGCUGCUAGGUCAGGACCGCCAGUAGCCCAACACCAAAGGUCCCCAGCCCGUCGCACUGUCAACCUAUCAGCAGACAGGGCCAAUGCAAACUUCAACCCUGUGACAUCUAGGGCAACUGCUACAGGGGACAGCACUCCUGUCAGCUACCUCCCUCCUCAUCGCAAGGCAAAGCUGUUAAAUCUCAUCGGUGAGAGGUGUCUGGUACAAUGCCUAUUUGACAGUGUUGCCGUGGAAGCACUUUGGGACACAGGUGCACAGGCCAGUAUCAUCAAUGAAAAAUGGAGAAAGACUCACCUCCCCCAUCGCGAAGUACGCCCCAUUGAAGAACUAUUAGGGCCAGGUAAUUUGAUCGGCCUUGCUGCUAACCAAACUGAGAUACCAUUCUUAGGGUGGGUUGAGGUGGAAUUUAGAUUAGCUGAAAGGCCAAACUCCUCAGAGCCAUUACUAGCCCCCAUAUUGGUGUCCAGUGACCCAAAUGUUGCAGAGCAACCGAUUAUCGGUUUCAAUGUCAUUCAAGCACUAAUAAGUGACAGGGACGAGGGACAGCCAACUUCACAUUUGAUCCGGAAACUGAGCCAGGCUUUUUCUGUGACCUUUAAGACAGCAAAGUUAAUGAUGGAGUUAAUCAGAGAUGAUUCGGCUGGUGAAGUAGGGACAGUUCAGACAGGCAAGAAGAAAGUAUAUCUGCAAGCAGGAAAGGUUACCACUGUGCAUGUAAGGGCCUGUGCUGGAAUUCAAUUUAAGGGCCAGAGUCUGCUGUUCGUCCCCUGUGACCUCCCUGACCUACCUGAUGGCAUAACUGUAAAAGAAGGACUGGUUGCCGUGACAGCAGGGCAGAGUAUGUAUGUGGCCCUUCCGAUCAGGAAUACAAACAGUUAUGACAUUAGACUGAAUCCACGCACAGUCCUUGGUCAUCUGCAAGCAAUAAAAACAGCAUAUUCAGUCCAUUCAGAACAACCACUUGCUGCUGAAAAGGGAAAGGGACUUGAGUCUCCAAUGGACCAGGGAAAUAAUGAUGCGGACAAGGAAACCAGACAUAAACCGAGCCAGUGGGAUCCCCCAGUCAAUUUGGACCACUUAGAGGUGUGGCAGCAAGAGCAGGCAAGGCAGUUGCUACGAGAAGAGUUUUAG
This is a messenger RNA of Engraulis encrasicolus (European anchovy), 1259 nucleotides long. RefSeq lists its product as uncharacterized. The coding region runs from base 45 to 1259 and encodes 404 amino acids. The record is from RefSeq and is a predicted model, not a curated record. The transcript has a single exon. Gene Ontology annotation, molecular function: aspartic-type endopeptidase activity. NCBI's taxonomy places the organism in Eukaryota, Metazoa, Chordata, Actinopteri, Clupeiformes, Engraulidae. Gene Ontology annotation, biological process: proteolysis.